This is a messenger RNA of Fusarium subglutinans, 321 nucleotides long. RefSeq lists its product as uncharacterized. Bases 1 to 321 code for a protein of 106 amino acids. The record is from RefSeq and is a predicted model, not a curated record. Lineage: Eukaryota; Fungi; Ascomycota; Sordariomycetes; Hypocreales; Nectriaceae. The transcript is spliced from 2 exons.
AUGUUUCCACUAGACCUCACUGCGUCCCCUUACGAGACCAUUAAAUCGGCCCUUGAUCAUCUCUUUUUUUCCGUCCAGCAACUCUGCGAAGAAAUCGACUGGUCUGAGGCAUUUAAGGCCUCCGAACAACACGUUUCUGAGCUCCUUCCGCAAAACUUCGUAGGGCUCUUCAUCUCAUUGGUCAUAAUCGUUCUCGUUGGUCGAUUUGUGGUGGCAACUGUGAAGGGUACUCUCACACUCUUGGUCACUGUUGUGAAGACUUGCCUGAUCGCCUACAUGCUUGCCAUUGUCUUGUACCUGGUUAACAAGAUGAUUGGCUAA